Lolium perenne is the source of this 2428-nucleotide messenger RNA. Its product is annotated as protein NRT1/ PTR FAMILY 4.5. Gene Ontology annotation, molecular function: transmembrane transporter activity. Gene Ontology annotation, cellular component: membrane. NCBI's taxonomy places the organism in Eukaryota, Viridiplantae, Streptophyta, Magnoliopsida, Poales, Poaceae. The record is from RefSeq and is a predicted model, not a curated record. Gene Ontology annotation, biological process: transmembrane transport.
CAAGCUGUUCACUUCCACAUGUCUGGCUGCUGCUUUUGCCCUUCUGCCUGAAGAUCGACAUGUGUAAUCCUCUCAAUUCUCCACAAACGCUCGGAGCUUGGACACCUAAGAAAGAUUCAAGUUUUUCCUCUUUAUGGCGCAGAUGCUACAAUAUCAUACAGACUGUUGACCUGUUCUUCGUGGUGCAAUCCAGCAUACAAGCCUGUAUUGGUAUUCUGCUGUCGUGUGCUGAUUUUGGCACAGUUAACGACGAAUUCUGAGCUAACUUGCAAAAUAUCGCUCUCAGGAUGCUGUCAAACUACUUGCUCUCUAUUUUUUACUUUUGGACCUAUGUAAUCUUAUUGUAGAUGACCCGAAUUUUUUUUUUCUACUUCGCACCACUACUGAUCUUUUGACCUUGCAAUAUAUACAGCUCCUAUUGUCUGCACUGCCAUGGACAGACAGCCAGGCAGCAACAUUAGGAGGAAGAAGCACCAUGGUGCUUGGAGGCUUUGUGGAUUGGAGGGGGAGAGCCAUCAAUGGAGAGGUGCAUGGCGGAGUCAAAGCAACAUGGUUUCUGCACGUCCUGAAUGUGGUAACCAACGUGGUUAUUGUCCCAAACCUGCUGAAUCUGGUCACUUACCUCCACGGAACGAUGCAUAUGGGGAUCUCGGGCUCCACAACUACAGCCACUAAUUUUAUUGGUGCCACUUCUGGGUUUGCACUGAUAGCAGCGUUCCUCUCGGACUCCUACAUUACUCGUGCUAGAACUAUGCUCCUCUUUGCUCCGUUUAUGUUUCUGGGAUACGGAUUGCUCGCGUUGCAAGCCUACUCUCCCUCACUCCAUCCACCACCUUGCGACAGUAAGGCAGAGCUGAACAACUGCGAAGAGGUCCAUGGCUGGAAUGCUACCUUGCUGUACGCAGCCUUGUACAUGUGUGCAUUUGGUGAUGGUACUAUGCGUGUUUGCUUGCCAUCCCUCGGGGCGGACCAGUUUGACCAUGAAGAUCCCUCCGAGUCCCAGCGGCAGUCCAGCUUCUUCAACUGGUAUUCCUUUGGAAUCUCACUCGGAGGUUUUAUAGGGCUGAUUCUCAUAGUGUGGCUCGAGAACUACAAAGGGUGGGAUAUUGGUUUUGGGGUGUGUGCCAUCCUGAUUCUACUCGGAUUGCUCGUAGUUGCUGCUGGUCUCCCUUUCUAUCGCAACCAAGUGCCGGAAGGAAGCCCUCUAACUAGAGUUCUGCAGGUUCUUGUGGUUGCAUUCAGGAACAGGAAGCUUGAACUUCCCAAGGAAAGCAGUCGUGGGACAUGGACAGGUUCUGUUGGCGCACUCUCUGAAACAAAUAAUCUGAAAUUCCUCGACAAAGCUUGCAUCACCAACCGUGGCAACAACGGAGCCUGGUCAGUCUGCAGCGCGACGAAGGUCGAAGAGACGAAGUCCGUGCUCGGCGUACUCCCUCUCUUCCUCAGCUCCAUCAUCGGGUACAUGCCGGACAUCAUCGUCUUCACGUUCACCGUGCAGCAGGGCGCCAUGACGGACACGAGGCUGGGCAGUAUCAACGUGUCCCCCGCGACGCUCUUCAUCAUUCCCACCGCGUUCCAGAUGGCGAUGCUCGCCGUCUACGACCGGUUCCUCGUGCCGUUCCUGCGCCGGCGCACGGGCCUCGCCGGGGGCGUCACCCACCUGCAGCGCGUCGGAGUGGGCUUCGUCUCUGUGACACUCUCCUCGGUCAUCGCGGCGAUCGUCGAGAGGAAGAGGAAGGAUGACUUGGAGAAGAAGAUGUCCCUGUUCUGGCUCGCGCCGCAGUUCCUGCUGCUCGGCGUGUCGGACGUGACGUCCUUCACGGGGCUCCUCGAGUUCUUCAACAGCGAGGCGCCGCGGGGCAUGAAGUCCAUCGCCACCGCGCUGUUCUGGUGCGACCUCGGGCUCGCGUCGCUCAUGGCCACGCUCCUGGUGGAAGUGGUGAACGUGGUUACAAGGCGUGGGCAGCAGGGAGGCUGGCUCGAGGGCGCGAGCUUGGACGACGGCCGGCUUGAUCUGUUCUACUGGGUUGUUGCUGCUGUCGGAACGCUUGGGUUCGUCAACUACGUGUACUGGGCCAAGAAGUACAGCUACCAGCACAAUCCACGGAGCGUCGAGCAAUCGGUCUACCAUGAUUCAUCUUGAAAUCGCAUCCUCCAUGCUUCAGACAUUUUACUUCAGAAAAGAUGGAGGUGUCUGGCUAACCAAGUCAGCACACCUUGGACCGCAACGCUAUCUACUAAGCAUGCAUGCCUUGGACAGCAAUGCAUCUCUGGCUCGCAUUAGUGUUCGUAGUCAUUGCUAGGUGCUCUAAGGAACUAUGUGUAGUAUAUAAUAGUAUUUACUAUUGUGGAUGAUUAUUAAAGGCUCUUUUGAUUCAUAGUAUUUGUAUCGUAAUUGUGUAGAAUUUGGAUACUAUGAAAACAAUUA